Molecule: messenger RNA, 2207 nt
Organism: Parasteatoda tepidariorum (common house spider)
Lineage: Eukaryota; Metazoa; Arthropoda; Arachnida; Araneae; Theridiidae
Source: RefSeq, a predicted model, not a curated record
AUUUAUUGUUUAGUUCCAGUUUGUUUCAUGUCAAAAAGUCUUUUUUUGAUGCAGUCAAAUGAAAGGAUGUUAAUUUUCCCUAUUAAAGCUGCAAUGUUCUGAUUUUAUCUCGUAAUCAAAAUUAAAUAUCAACUUUUUUACACUGCGUAAAAAAUGGAGUGUAAAAUACAAUGUAUGGGAGCUGACGUCCCAGAGGAAGUAACCAUACCAGAGGGUAAAGUUGAAUCAGUUUGCAGAGAAUGGCUAGUAAGAGAAGAUGGUGUGUUAGCCUAUAAACUUCAAAGUGAAGAAAUAGAACAUCAUUAUGGUCACAAUAAAGAAAGGAGUCAAUUAUUACGCUCUGAUUUUCAAGAAGCUCAAACCGCACAAAAAUUUGAAGAGGAAGAAGCUGUUGCAAUGCAUUUGGCAUAUGAAAAAAUGCUAAAAGAACAGGAGGACCAUGAUGCCCUUAUUGCAAAGCAACUCCAGGACAAAAUUUUGCUUGAAGAUCUUGUGCAGCAGAAAAAAAUUGAAGAGGAAGAUCAGAAAAUCGCACUAGAGCUACAACGUAAGGAGAAAUUGCGUCUUCAGCGCAAACGGGAGGAAAAAGAAUUGAAACAAGCUGAGAGGGCAAGAAUGGAACUUUCAUUAGCUACAACCUCUGGCCCUAUCAAGACUAUGGAGGAUAGCGCCACCAGUCCAUUAGAUAAAGAUGUAUCAUUAUUGUCAGCUGAACCUCCUGAUGAUUUGACACCUGAUCAGUUUCAGAAAUUUAUUCAUUCUAGAGAUGCUGAGCUGGCUCGAUUACUCCAAGAACAAGAAAUGAAGUCACCUGGAGGAAGUAAGCAAGAUCAGCAGUUAGCCAUUGAAGCUCAAGACAGAGAAUUAGCUAAAGUUCUCCAAGAACAAGAAAGGCUCAGAGCUAAAAAAGCUAGAGAGAGAGCCAGACAGAAAGCAGCUGUUGGAUAUCAACCUGAAAUGACACGCCCUCUAGGUCUACAAGGACACAUGCCUGAUGCACCGAGUCGAGAAACAUGUACAAAAGAAAGAUUGUCUAGUCCUGAUUGGAGUCCAGUUGAUGGCUGUAAUUUUCCUGGGAGUUCUGUAAAUAAUAUUGCUGCAGCUAUUGAUCCAACAUACAAUGGUGGUAACCAAUCUUCAUAUGUUUUAUCCCCUCAUAAUUUUUCAAGCAAUUCUCCACUGUCUAAUGAUGUACCCCCUUAUAGUCCGAGCAGCAGUGUCUCUGACAGCUAUUUAAUGAAUGAGGAAGACAGUGAACCUGCUCCUCCUUAUAUGCCUAUUCAAGGUACGCGUAGGACCACAUCUUUAGAAAAGAAAAAAUCAAAGAAACCAAAAGACGGAUGUAAAACUCAAUGAUGACAAACUUAUAAACUUUUCAUAGAUUCAUAUACAUAGUAAAUGUUAUUAACCACUUCGUAAUCAAUGCAAGCUGUACUUGUGUACAAAUGUUUAGGACAACAGUUUCCUUGCUGGCUUAUAGGAUAACUGAGCACAGUCUUGUUAAACCUCUUUAAAUAGUGCUACCUUUGAUGAUGCCUUUUUCAGCCUGAAUAUUCGUAAUUAAUGCAAGUAGUUCUCAUGUACUAAAGUUUAGGACUGCCAUUUCUGUGCAGAUUUGUAGAACAAUUGAGCACAAUCUUUGAUUUAUAUCUUAAAAUAGUGCUCAUUUUGAUAUCUUUUUCAGCCAGAGUAUUCAUAUUCAAUGCGAGCUAUUCUCGUGUGCGAAAGUUUAGGACCACCAUUUCCUUGCAGAUUUAUAGGAUAACUCAGCAUAAAUUUUGGUUAUGUAUAUCUUAAAAUAGUACUUUCUUUGUUUAUGCCUUUUUCAUCUAGAGUAUUUAUAAUCAAUGCAAGCUAUUCUCGUGUGCAAAUGUUUAGGACCACCGUUUCAUUGCAUGUUAAUAGUGUAAAUGAGCACAAUCUUUUAUUAAUCAUCAUAAAAUUGUGUUCCUUUUUGAUUUUGCAUUUUUCAGAGUAUGUUUAAUCUUGUAUGAGGUAGUUGGAUAAUGUACAAUGGAUAACAGAGGAUCAUAUGCUACUGUUUUUCUUGGGUAAUGCAACAGCUCCUAUUCAGAUCUGUAUAUGUUCCAAAUUUUUUUAAUUUACUGGCAGCUUGAGGAAACUGUCUUGAUCAUGUGCAAAUCUUAAUUCUUUUUAAAAAAAUCAAUUAAACUAAUUAUAUAUAUCUCUAUACAAGGACCCUAUUU